AUGACGAUGUCAUCAUCAAUAAGUGAAUUUCCUACUAAUGCUAUCAGUGAUGAUGAUGAUAUUAAACAACAGUUAAUGUCUGUUGAUCCAGCAGAUCCAGAAAUCAUAUGUAUACUUGAUGUUAUAUAUGAAUCAUGUGCAUACAUUGAGAAGGGAAUACCAAAAUGGCCAAAUACUGAGAGGGAUAUUGGGAUAUUUUAUAGCAGAACCUUAUUUGAGAUUUUAACCAAUGGAGUGGAUCUUCAUUUACAAAAUGCAUUAAAUGGGACUAGUAAAGAUGAGGGUAGUAAACUUGAUUGGCUUUUUUCGGUUCAUGAUCUUGGAAAAGAAUCCUAUUGGGGCUGUGAAUCAGGUUUGUCUGAGAACACUGGCACCAAAAUUGGAAAUAAAACUAAGGUGUCAUCAAACUUUGUAAAAUCCAAGAAAAAUCUUCAUGAUAUGCUCCAAGUCAUUGACAGAACCCUUCCUCCUAGAGCACUUUACUCAAAGUGGUAUGAUGUUUCAGAUAUAGAUUAUUUUGACAUUCCACUGAUGAUCAGUGAAAUCCACCAAGAUCUCAAAUGUUGCAGUGUUAUUUUAAAUGUCCAUAUAGCUAGAGAAGAGAAAUUGAAUGAUUCAAGUAAAGAACCAUGGGUUGCUGAAAAUAGAUCUCCAAAAUAA
This is a messenger RNA of Entrophospora sp. SA101, 660 nucleotides long. NCBI's taxonomy places the organism in Eukaryota, Fungi, Glomeromycota, Glomeromycetes, Entrophosporales, Entrophosporaceae. The record is from the annotation of a GenBank genome assembly.